This is a messenger RNA of Nematocida minor, 762 nucleotides long. RefSeq lists its product as uncharacterized. The record is from RefSeq and is a predicted model, not a curated record. Bases 1 to 762 code for a protein of 253 amino acids. The transcript has a single exon. Lineage: Eukaryota; Fungi; Microsporidia. Gene Ontology annotation, biological process: regulation of DNA-templated transcription.
AUGAAUUACACAGUACCAACAGAAAUUAAGAAAAACUUAAUGACAGCCGCAAACCAAACAGUAGACUGUCUUAAAGACGUGAUAUCCACAGUAGAGAGCAAAACAGCAAAGAUGAGCGUGUCUGAAGUUGUCGGUGCCAGCCUUGCUGUGCUGCUAGUUGUCUCAGUAAUAUUAGCAAUAGUAUACAAGAUAAGACAGAGAAAACAACAGCGAAUAGUUAAGAUUUCAACAGAAAACCAACUGGUAGCUUUAGGAGAUGAACUUAGAGAAGUUAUGGACAAAAAUAAUGCAUUAGAAAAAGAAGAUCAAAGAAAACAAGAAGAAAUUGCUAGAUUAAAAAAAGAACAUUCAGAUGAAAUGGAUAGCUUAAACAAACAAGUUCAAGAUCUUUUAAAAGAAAAUGCUAGUUUAAGCAAACAAAUUGAAGAUUUUCCACAAGAAAUUGAAAGAUUAAAAGCUAUAGUUAUAAAGGAAACCAAACAAUUAUAUGCAGAUGAUAUUCAUAAACUUAAGAAAGAAAAACAAGAUUUAAUAUCACACUUACAAUAUAUAAAAGAAUAUCUUGAAGCUGAGAAAAAUGUAAGCAAAGACUGGCAAAAUAAAUUAAAUUCAACAAUAAAAAGCAGAGAAGAAGAAAAACAGAAAAUAGCUCAAGAGACAAAAGAUACAAUUGAACAGCUCAUUGCUAAACAUAAUCAGGAAAUUGCAGAUUUGAAAGAUCAGCUAGCAAAAGAAAAAGAUGCGAAUAAAAAAGAAAACUAA